UCAUACCAGCUGACGAGGAGUGAGGGUCGAGGAAAAGGGAGAAGGGGAUGCGUCGUGUCUGACUCUGGCCUGAAAAAAACGGUUUAAAAUGAGGAGCAGAAGCAAUUCCGGUGUGAGGCUCGACUACUACCAUAGAUAUCACGGAAACAUCCUGGGGAACCAGGAUGCAGUUACUGGCCUGCUUCCCGCAAGUAAUCUCAAUGACCAUGCUUGGGUGCGAGACAACCUUUACUCCAUCAUGGCGGUGUGGGGGCUGUCCAUGGCUUAUAAGAAGAAUGCAGACUUGGAUGAAGACAGAGCCAAGACAUAUGAGCUGGAGCAGAGUUGUGUGAAGUUGAUGCGUGGUCUCCUGAACUGCAUGAUGCAGCAGUUGGAUAAGGUGGAGAAGUUCAAACACACACAAGCUCCCAUUGACUCCCUGCAUGCAAAGUAUUCCUCCAAGACAGGUCAGAUUGUGGUCAAGGACAAUGAGUGGGGUCACCUGCAGAUUGAUGCCACGUCACUCUUCCUCCUGGUCUUGGCACAGAUGACGGCAUCAGGUUUGCAGAUUGUGUUCAACUUAGAUGAAGUUAGCUUUAUCCAAAACCUGGUCUUCUACAUAGAGUCUGCAUAUUGCAUUCCUGAUUAUGGAAUCUGGGAGAGAGGAGACAAGACCAAUCAUGGGUUGCCAGAACUAAAUGCUUCAAGCAUUGGUCUUGCCAAGGCAGCUUUAGAGGCAAUGAAUGAAUUGGACCUGUUUGGGGCAAGAGGUGGCCCGGCUAGUGUCAUCCAUGUGCUUGCUGAUGAGGCCCAGAAGUGCCAGGCUGUGCUGCAGUCUAUGCUGCCACGUGAGAGUAAUAGCAAGGAGGUUGACAGCAGCCUUUUGGCAGUCAUCAGCUUCCCUUCCUUUGCUGUGGAUGACCCAUUGCUCAUCAAGCUAACGAGGGACACCAUUCAGGAUAAGCUACAGGGGCGUUAUGGAUGCAAGAGGUUCCUCAGGGAUGGCUAUAAGACAGCCAAGGAGGACCCCAGCAGACUGUAUUAUGAACCUUGGGAGCUGAAAAGGUUUGAGAAGAUUGAAUGUGAGUGGCCUCUCUUCUACUGCUAUCUCAUUCUAGACUAUUGCUUCCAAAAUGACAAAGAGGCUGUUAAGGAGUAUGCGGAAAUGCUCGAGGAGCUAUUAGUGACAACUGAAGAUGGCCUAAGACUUGUGCCCGAGAUCUACACAGUUCCAGCAGAGAAUGUGGAGCAGGAGUACAAGGAACCAGGUUCUCAGGAUCGUGUGGCUGUUGGCAAGCUGCCCUUCAUGUGGGCCCAGAGUCUCUUUAUCAUGGGGCGACUUUUGCAGGAUAACUUCUUGGCCUGCGGCGAGCUCGAUCCCCUCAACCGUCGUCUGGUCGAGAAGAAGCCAGACGUAGUGGUGCAGGUGGUGGUUCUGGCAGAAGACUCGAGCAUCCAGGCCAAACUGCAGGCGCUGGACAUCCCCGUGCAGACGAUUGCCGAAGUGUCCCCCAUUGAAGUGCAGCCAGCAAGAGUUUUGUCAAAGCUUUAUGCUCAUCUAGGUCGUAACCAGAAGCUUGGUCUGUCUGGUCGUCAAAGCCGUGAUGUCGGUAUCCUUUCAACAAGCAAAUUGUAUUCCCUGCAAGAUAGAAUAUUUGCAUUUACUCCUCAGUUCGUAGAUCGGCAGCGAUUCUUCAUUGCCUCCGAUUUGGACCUUCUUUUAGACAUUUUCAAAACUGAACUCAACUUCUUGCAAUAUACUUGGAAGCACAUGUUGGGGCGUCCUAUUGUCACGUUGGAGAUCAAUCAAAGCUUCCUAGGUAAACGGUUCAGGUUCAUCAAAGACACCCAGUACCUUCCCUGGCUUGCAUAGAGAGAGAGAGAGUGGCUGGUAACUGUCAGUCCCUUUUAAAUACCUCCUGGAAAGUCCCU
Penaeus monodon (black tiger shrimp) is the source of this 1911-nucleotide messenger RNA. RefSeq names its product probable phosphorylase b kinase regulatory subunit alpha. Gene Ontology annotation, cellular component: phosphorylase kinase complex. The record is from RefSeq and is a predicted model, not a curated record. Gene Ontology annotation, biological process: glycogen metabolic process. Gene Ontology annotation, molecular function: calmodulin binding. NCBI's taxonomy places the organism in Eukaryota, Metazoa, Arthropoda, Malacostraca, Decapoda, Penaeidae.